AUGUUGAUUAGUAUUGAAGGAGAAGACGUACACUUGGUUAUAGGUGUACCAUUAAAUCACAGGCUUACUCAAAUUCUUGAAUCAGGAGCAAAACCUGUAAUCAUCUCCAAACAGCCAAUUGAUACUGAUUUAAAGGUAAUCUCAAAAGAUUAUGAUGAAAAUGAUUUAUUCCAAGAUGAUAUAAGAGUUGAUAGAGUCUUUGUGACAUCCAGCGAUCAAGAAUUGAUUGAAAAGGUAUUCAAAGAUUGUAAGAAAUUGAAAAUACCCAUAAAUGUUACUGACAAACCAGAAUUUUCCACAUUUACCAUACUUAAUACCUAUGUCAAAGGUUCUUUACAAAUAGGUGUUACCACCACUGGUAAAGGAUGUAAAUUAUCAUCAAAAAUCAAACGUCAUUUAAUCUCAUCAUUACCACCAAAUAUGGAAGAUAUCAUAACUAAUGUUUCAAAUAUAAGGCAGCAGAUCAAAGAUAUUGACAAUGAAGACAUUGAAGAAGAUUUCAAAAAUCCUUUAGUGAAAGAAUUCGAAAUGACUGAUGAAGAUAAGAAGAAAAGACGUUCCAGAUGGUUGAGUCAAAUAAUUGAAUAUUAUCCAUUGGAAAAAUUAGCAGAUAUUUCAUUAAAUGAUUUAGAAAGAUCUCCAUCACCUCAACCUGAAGAAGGACUAAAGAAAGGUACUAUUUCAUUAGUUGGUGCAGGACCUGGAUCACCAGAUUUACUUACCACCAAAGCUGUAAAUGAGAUUCUUACUGCUGAUUUCAUUCUUACUGAUAAAUUAGUACCAGCACAAGUACUCGAUUUAAUCCCCAAGAAGACCCCAAUCUUCGUAGCAAAGAAAUAUCCAGGAAAUGCAGAGCAAGCACAACAAGAACUAUUAGAAAUAGGGCUUUCAAAAGUAUCCCAAGGAUUAAAAGUAAUAAGAUUAAAACAAGGAGAUCCAUAUAUCUUUGGUAGAGGAGGAGAAGAAUUCAAAUAUUUCACAGAAAGAGGUUACAAAGUAGAUGUCGUGCCUGGAAUCACCAGUGCCUUAAGUGCACCAAUGGUAGCUGAUAUUCCAGUCACUCAUAGAGAUGUUGCUGAUCAAGUAUUGAUUUGUACUGGUACUGGUAGACGUGGAGCUUUACCACAAAUUCCUGAAUUCGUUAAAUCCCGUACCACCAUCUUCUUAAUGUCAUUACAUAGAUCCAAAGAGUUUGUUGCAUGUUUAGAACAAAAUGGUUGGCCCAUGGAUUUACCCAGUUGUAUUGUUGAAAGAGCCAAUUGUGUAGAUGAAAGAGUCACCAGAUGUAAAUUAGGUGACGUUCAUGAAACUAUGGAAAGAAUUGGUUCCAGACCACCAGGUUUAUUAAUCACCGGAUUUGCUUGUGAUAUCUUAUCCAGCUUAUCCCUUAAGUAA
Yamadazyma jaroonii is the source of this 1395-nucleotide messenger RNA. The record is from the annotation of a GenBank genome assembly. NCBI's taxonomy places the organism in Eukaryota, Fungi, Ascomycota, Pichiomycetes, Serinales, Debaryomycetaceae.